Racocetra fulgida is the source of this 270-nucleotide messenger RNA. Lineage: Eukaryota; Fungi; Glomeromycota; Glomeromycetes; Diversisporales; Gigasporaceae. The record is from the annotation of a GenBank genome assembly.
AAGAAGGUAAGAAUUAUGUAAAACCCAAGUAUAUCAAAAACAUGUUAAUGAAAUCUUAUUUAAUAACAAUGGAUUUAGAAGCCAAAGAAAUUGAAGCAGAUGAAAAAGAUAAAGAAGAAAAUACUAUAAAAGAAGCAGAGCAGAUAGCAGUUUCAUAUGGAUAUACUAUUCAUUCUGGAUAUAAUAAAAUUUGUGUAUUCGAUCCUGAAACCAAAAAAUAUUUGGGUGCUUCACAUAGAAAAUGUCACGGGAAAAAAUUAAUGAUUCAAG